This is a messenger RNA of Tremella mesenterica DSM 1558, 1098 nucleotides long. RefSeq lists its product as uncharacterized. The coding region runs from base 1 to 1098 and encodes 365 amino acids. The transcript is spliced from 7 exons. The record is from RefSeq and is a predicted model, not a curated record. Lineage: Eukaryota; Fungi; Basidiomycota; Tremellomycetes; Tremellales; Tremellaceae. Gene Ontology annotation, molecular function: NAD binding.
AUGACCGCUCAACUGUACCCUACUUUAGCUAUAACCGUCACCAUCUCUCAAGCAUCUUUGGCAAAGCUCAAGGAACAGUUCACAACAGUACAUUACUAUCCUAUCGAGGGGGAUAAACUUUUCCCAGAACAUUUGGCUUCAGAGGUGGAUGUUUGGUAUUCUAGGUUCUCUGGAUUGCCAAAGUUUAUCACCAAGUAUGAGCAGAUUCCUAGGACCAAGUUUGUCCAAUUAACGAGCGCCGGCGCCAAUGUCGUCCUCAAAACACCUCUCUUCCAAGACCCAGAGGCGCAGAAACAUGUUUCCAUCUGCAACGCAUCAGGUAUCCACGUAAAGUCUAUUCCUCAGCAAGUCAUCGCCAUGAUCAUCAACUUGUAUAUGAGUCUUCAUAUACAGACUUAUCUCACCCGCAGCAAGGCUGCGUGGCCAAGCAGACAGGAGAUUGCAGAUGCCGCUGGGAAACAUAUCGAGAGUGGGAGCAACAUCGGUUCUGAGAGCUUGAUCGGUAAGAGGGCCGGGAUGUUGGGCUACGGUCACAUCGCUCGUGAAACCGCCCGGGUGCUCAAAGCCAUGAACGUAAACAUCAUCGCUGCCAACUCUUCUGGCACCAGGAGGAUCGACGAUGGGUAUAUCAUCCCUGGCACGGGUGACAAAGAUGGCAUUGUACCGUCUGCUUACUAUUCUACCACCGACCCCGAGUCGUUCAGAGAGUUCUUGAGCAAGUGCGACAUUUUGGUCGCGUCUCUGCCCUCGACGGCCGAAACGCACUACAUUCUGACGGCCGACUUGCUCAAACAACUACCUGACGGCGCGGUCCUCGUCAAUGUCGGACGUGGUGAUCUCGCCCGCUCCGAAGACCUCCUCGCCGCUCUCGAUGCCCCCGGCGGCCUCUCCGGCGUCGCUUUGGACGUAACGGACCCCGAACCUCUCACUGCCGGUCACCCUUUGUACACGCACCCGAAAGCUAUCAUCACCCCUCAUUCCAGUGGUGACUUUGUCGGAUACUUUGAAUCCAUUACCGAUCUCUUGGUGGCCAACAUCAAGCAGGUGAGGAGGACCGGUAAGCUGAUGAACGUCGUCGACCCCGUCAAGGGAUACUAA